GGGUGGAGCUGAGUAAACUCCUCCCCUGACCAGGAAGUGAGGAGGAAAGCUGUUGUGUACGUGAGAGAGAGUCAGGAACCUGUGGUAUGGAAGGGUCCAAUUGAACUAGAGACCUGCUCACUCUUACUCCUCUACCUCCAGAGCGGGAGCUUCGGGUUCCCGAGCUGUAGGACACCGAGAUCCUUGGGAAUAAGAUCUAGGGCUGGCUUCGCAACCAUGCUCCCCUCGGGGACCACUCCUGGGACCACGGACCGUUUCACGGUGUUGGCGGAUGCGGAGGACGUGGUGCUUAAACAGCGGCCUCAAGUGGAACGCAUCUUCAGAGUGCAGCUGAGUGUCCUUGAGAAGACCUGCCCGGGGAGCCCCCACAUCUGGUUGCAGCUGGAGGGGCCCCAAGAGAAUGUAGGAAGAGCCAAGGAGUACCUGAAAGGCCUUUGCAACCCAGAGGUGUGGGAGGAAGUCAGCUAUCCUGCAGUCCUGCACUGUGUCUUCUUUGGAGCCGGGGGUCUCUUCCUGGACUGCCUGUGUUGGGGUACCUCAGCUUAUAUGGUGCCCCAAACCCCUGGCUCUCUGAUACUGGGGGGCCUGAUUGAAGCCUAUGUCAUGGCCCAGAGCAGGAUGGAAGAUCUGUUAGGGCGACUGAGGCAAGGUGGUAUCCAGUGGCCGCAGUCCAGUAGUGCCAGGGAACAAGUGACUCAGGCCUUCAAGGCCCUGGUUGGGAGCUAUGGAGAUGAACAGUCCAGGGCUCUCCUGGGUUUGCCUGUAUCUGUCCAGGAGUGGCUGUUAAACUUGGCAGGAGAGGCAGGUAGGGGCCAAGGACUGCCAGAACCUCCUCUGAGGCAAGAGAGGAGCCCAGUUCUCGUUGGGAAUAGUGGUUGGGAGGACCUUGUUAGAAAGACUCCAAGUGAGGGCAGAGAAGUCAGGGAGGGCGACAUUGUCUCAUUGGGUACCAGAUCUGUUGAUCAGGAAGGGCUUAAGGAAGGGGUUUAUGCUAGGGAAGAGUGUCUGCCCUCUGAUCCUGUAGAGAGAGACUGGGAAAGACUGUGGUCCAUGGGAGAGGGGGAUUCCAGGAGGAUUAGAGAACUGGUCAGGGAAAAGGACUCACAUACACAGAAUCUCUCUGGGCAAAGAAACUUGGAGAGACCAGGGAGUCCCAAGGAGGGAUUACUUAGGCAGAGGAACUGGGGUAGGGAAGGGAUCCCUGAGGAAAGAAAUUGUCCAUCUAGGAAAAGGUACUGGGAGAAGGAUGGAUUUCUUGGGGAGAGAGAUUGGAGUGGGGAUGGCUCGACUAUGGGGAGAGACUGGGACGGAGAUGGGCACUUUGGGCAGAGGGGUUGUGGGGAAAGGGGACAUAAUAGGGAGGAGGACCAGGAUGGAGAACUGUAUCUGGAAGGAGAGGGCUUGAAAAGAGAGGAGCUAUCAGGUAACAUGUCUCAAAGAGAAGAGCUCCAGAGCAAAAAUCAGUUCCCAAGCCCACACACUGUCAAGGCUGACUUCCUCCUGGGGGGGAACCAGGCUGCAGCUGAUUCCUAUGGCCAUUCUCCUCAGGCAGUGGUAUGUGACUGGCAGUGGAGGGGCCCCCUAAUGCCCCUCCAGCUCAACAAUGGAGAAUCCUCUCCACCAAUGGAGCCCAACCUUCUACCUGGGGCUCAGCCCACAUGGCUUGUUUCUCCAAAGCCCGGGGAUGGGCAGUCAGUGGGACUUAAGGGACAGGAGCCUCUAAAGGGAAGCUUAGGUGGCAUCACUGGUGGCAGCUGUGAGGUGACCAAAACUCAGCGCUUUCUGGAGGCCCUGAAGACCCCGUUUUCCUUGAACCUCACUAACGUGCCUGGUGCAACAGGUCUUCGACAUGUUAUCAUUGAUGGCAGCAAUAUAGCUAUGAUCCAUGGACUCCAGCAUUUCUUCUCCUGCCGGGGCAUAGCCUUAGCUGUUCAGUAUUUCUGGGAUCGGGGGCACCGGGAGAUCACUGUCUUUUUGCCUCAGUGGCGCCUAAGGAAGGAUGCCAAGGUGAAAGAACGUCAUUUCCUGACUAAACUACAGUCCCUCAGCCUGCUCUCUGUCACCCCCUCUCGAAUUGUGGAAGGGAAGAGGAUUACCUCCUAUGAUGACAGGUUCAUGGUGAAGCUGGCAGAAGAAACUGAUGGCAUCAUUGUUACCAAUGACCAGUUCCGAGACUUGUCAGAUGAAUCUGUGAAAUGGGCAGAAAUCAUCAGAGAACAUCUGUUGCCUUUCACUUUUGUGGGGAACAUCUUCAUGGUCCCAGAUGACCCACUGGGGCGUGAAGGCCCCACCCUGGAUGAGUUCCUCAAGAAACCAAAUAGGCCACAGGCUUCAAGAGGUCGAUCAACUGGUCGCCGAGGGCCUCCCCAUAACCGACCUUCCCGACCCAGCUCCCGGGCCCGAUCUCAGGUUCGAUCGGGAGCCCAGCCUCGACCACUACCUCGACCUCGAUCUCAGCCUCGACCCCACACCAGGGGUCUGACAGAAUCUGAAAUUCAGCCAAAGCAGCCGGAGCAAAAGGAGGAAGAUGAGGGAAUUAGCGGCUUACGAAAGGCAAGAGAGACUGAGCAGCUUCGGCACAAGCUGCUGGAGGUGUUUUGGGGACAGGACCAUAAGGUGGACUUCAUCCUACAGCGGAACCCCUCUAACAGGGACCUUAACCAGCUGUCAGAGGCCCUGCUCAGUCUGAACUUCUGAGCCUUUCAGUGAAUGGAGGUUGCUGGUGAGGUGCAUCCUGGUGAUCUGGAUAGUUGGGUCCUGCUUCUGACUUAAGAGUGAGAUGUGGGGAACCAUGGGCAAAGCAGAGGGGCAGGAAGCAGGGACCUCUUUUCCCCCUGGCAGGCUUGGACCUACAUGGUUAGGAGGCCAGGACCACUCUAUAGCUAACUUGGCCCAGGGACACUGGAGGAGUACUAGAUUCUGCCAAACCCUGGAAGUCUUUGUGUUAUGUGAAAGAUUACGUGUGGACACAGCAGGGAGGUAGUAAAAACUGCACUCAUCUAGGAAUCAGGAUACUUGAGUUCUAGGCCUGGGUCCUAGUACCCUUGGCAAGGGGUUACUCAACUACCUUUAGGCUAAACCUAAACUUCUAUUUCUUCAUCUAUAAGAAGGAAAUUAAUAUACCUGUUGAGGAGAAAGGGCCUGGAACUCUACCAAUUUCCAGGUAUGGUUACCUGCCAGUUCACAGGGUUCACUUCAUUUUAGGUGAAAUUCUUUGGCAUCCAAGUGGGUCCCCAAGAGAUCUUAGAUUGGCUUCUUAGUGUUAGAAGUCCCAGGCUUUUUCCCUUUUAGACAACCCCCUAUCCAAAUGUAUCCUAUUCUUACGUUUGGAUUUAUGUGUGAUAAUUAAGUUUACAAAAAUAUUUUCAGGGUUCAUUAAAAAGGCAGCUUCUGUCUAGGGCAUUUGUUUGCUUAUUGAUCAUUAACUACAACUUGACAGUGUGGCUGUGGUUAAACUUGCAGAAAUAUUGGGAAGCCACAAUCAGUUGAAUGAUAAUAAAACUUCUCUGAAAUGAUCACAGGUUAUCAUUUGACUUACUAAAAUCCAUGUAUAGGAACACACCUGUAUUAUGUAUGAGGUGUGUGUAAUGGUGGUGUAUGUGCAUAAACAAUAGGGAUGGUCACCUGAUUGUAAUCUUUACCUGAAAAUGCUGGUUAUCAAAUGACUGGGGAAUGGAGAACUAGAAAGGAUAGAAAGGUAAACUGGGAAUCGGGUUCAUGUUAUAUCCCCAUCCCUACCCUGGAGAUCCUUUCUGGGCUAAUUUAUCUCAGAUUUUCUUCUCAGGGACUCCCCGAAGUCCCUUCUAGCUCCCCAAAGUCCCUACCCACAGUAACAUGGGUGCUUUAGGAACCUUUUGGGGAGCUGUAACUAGGAAUAGGAUUACUGGGUUCUAAUUCUCCAGUCUUUGGAAUCUGUCCCAUGAAGGGGGUUUUGCUUGGGAUGGGCACUGCCACUAGUGACAUCAUUGUAUGCCUAUCAAAAGGUUCCCAGGGGGAAAGAGAUUUUGGUUAGUAUUUGGGGAGGGAGGCUGAUACUUGGAGUGUGGUUAGUAGCAAGAGAAGGACCAUAAAUAAAAUUUUAAGCCAUGCUUGUCUGUUCAUAAGGUCAUUAAGGCUUGUUUCUGAACCAGAUAGUUGGGUUGACAUGUUUCCUUAAACUGCAAAAUGUCUAAAUGUGUUUUGUUGACGCUUGCCUUGUGAAUGCAUCCUUGCCUGUUACUUGGCACCACCAUAGGCAGACUGGCUCUACCUCAGAUGCUAAGGACCCUGGGAAACUGGAUUAAUUGUAAUGCUGCACCAGUACCUGGAUCAGCUCUUGGUUUCUCUGUCCCUAUUUGGGAAAUCUUGAGCUCCUUACAAAUUAAACAUUCCCAUUUAAGUUUUAGAUAGUUUGGUAGCUUCAGUGCUUUAUUUAUAAAUAUAUUUUUUUGAAGUUUUAUUGUUCUUGUAAUUCUUACAAAAUAAAGUAUAUCUUUACCACUA
Phascolarctos cinereus (koala) is the source of this 4482-nucleotide messenger RNA. RefSeq names its product KH and NYN domain containing (gene KHNYN). The record is from RefSeq and is a predicted model, not a curated record. NCBI's taxonomy places the organism in Eukaryota, Metazoa, Chordata, Mammalia, Diprotodontia, Phascolarctidae. Gene Ontology annotation, molecular function: mRNA binding; RNA endonuclease activity. Gene Ontology annotation, cellular component: cytoplasmic ribonucleoprotein granule; nucleus.